This is a messenger RNA of Closterium sp. Yama58-4, 453 nucleotides long. NCBI's taxonomy places the organism in Eukaryota, Viridiplantae, Streptophyta, Zygnematophyceae, Desmidiales, Closteriaceae. The record is from the annotation of a GenBank genome assembly.
AUGUUUCCGUUACGGAAGCCCAGUCAACGGGACGAUCCGAGCCCAGUCAACGAACUGGCUGGGAAUCCUUCUCGCCAAUUGAAGAACUUGGUGAUUAGCGUGGCAGGUCAAAAAAAAAAAAUCAACAACAACAAAACAAAACGAAAGAAGAAGAAGAAGAAGAAGAAGAAGAAGAAGAAGAAGAAGAAGAAGAAGAAGAAGAAGAAGAAGAAGAAGAAGAAGAAGAAGAAGAAGAAGAAGAAGAAGAAGAAGAAGAAGAAGAAGAAGAAGAAGAAGAAGAAGAAGAAGAAGAAGAAGAAGAAGAAGAAGAAGAAGAAGAAGAAGAAGAAGAAGAAGAAGAAGAAGAAGAAGAAGAAGAAGAAGAAGAAGCUGUGCAUUAUUGUUGGCACAACACUCAUUCAAUCACAUAUUUAUCUCAUAUUUAGUCUUCAUCCUCUAGGGUCAGGAAUGUAG